Ostertagia ostertagi is the source of this 921-nucleotide messenger RNA. Lineage: Eukaryota; Metazoa; Nematoda; Chromadorea; Rhabditida; Trichostrongylidae. The record is from the annotation of a GenBank genome assembly.
AGCCACAUACAUCUCGCUGAGCAUGCCAAAGCUGUCCAUUCAUCUUAUCCUGGACAAUAUGAUUUGAAAACUCUUUUCUUCAAUAGCAGUAAAGAGUUUGAGAGCUGGCGGAGGGAAACCGAAGACAAAAAUGUUUUGAGGUGGGCAACAAACUCCGCUGCCAAACGAGGACAGGGAAGCAUAACAUACUAUCGAUGUAGCAGGGCCCUACCCACACCUCAAUAUGGUGUAAAUACUCGACCAAGAUCAAAAAAGAAAACGAAAUAUUGUACGGCUUUCAUGCAGGUAGCUGAACGCAAUGGAACCGUCCGAGUGCAGUAUUGUAGUGAUCACGCAGGUCACGAGAAAGAGCCGGGACUUUUGACUUUGGACAAUGAAUCCGAGAGUUUCAUUGUGUCAUUGCUUAGGGAAGGCUUUGGAGCUAACCAAAUAUUGAAAAAAAUUCGGAGUGCCUAUCGGGAAGACGAGCAACAUAGGAUUUAUUAUACGACAUCGCGUGACAUCAGGAACAUCGCAAUACGAAAUAAACUGCAGCCCGGCAGAAGACACGAAGUUGAUCUAAUGUCUUUGGAAAUUAGAGUUAAGGAUGGAGCCGAUGAGGAUGGUAUCAGAUUGUAUAUUCCUGCUUUUGAUGAAAGCGGAGAAGGAUUUUUGCUUGGUGAUUACAAUUUGACACCUAAUGCUGGCAAUUUGGUGAUAACGCCCAUUCAAAAAGAAUGGCUCUUAAAAUACGCUUCAAGAGCAAUUUGCGUUGACGACACGUUUAAUUUAACGUGUUAUUCUUUACGACUCGCUACAAUUGUGGUUGUGGAUGAAUAUGAUAAAGGCUUGCCGGCGGCAUAUCUCUUGUCAAACAGAAUGACAGAGGCAGAAACGGAAAUGCUUUUUGAAGAAGUCAGGAAAAGUCAUGCCAAUGUUUAA